This is a messenger RNA of Cynoglossus semilaevis (tongue sole), 4793 nucleotides long. RefSeq names its product deltex 4, E3 ubiquitin ligase a (gene dtx4a). The transcript has 9 exons. Lineage: Eukaryota; Metazoa; Chordata; Actinopteri; Pleuronectiformes; Cynoglossidae. Gene Ontology annotation, molecular function: zinc ion binding. The record is from RefSeq and is a predicted model, not a curated record. The coding region runs from base 650 to 3187 and encodes 845 amino acids. Gene Ontology annotation, biological process: protein ubiquitination; Notch signaling pathway.
AAAACAACGAGCGAGGUGAAGCAGCAGGCAGCCAUACCUGUCAGGCACACGACCUCUGACCCGGAAGUUACACUGGUGACGAUGGGAGCGCAGAUAUAUAGAUUAUACCGGCUCACCUCAACGACUGGCGGAAGUGAGGAAGGGAAACCAUAGCAACAGUCAACAGAAAGAGCGGGGGGAAAACAAGACAAAAACGCUCGUACUGCUACAUAUGUAUAUAUGUAUGUAUAUAUGCAUAAAAUAUCUACAAAAAUGCGGAGACGAGCGGCGUGGGGAUGUAGCUCAGUGGUAGAGCGCGUGCUUCGCAAGCACGAGGCCCCGGGUUCGAUACCCGGCAUCUCCACAUAUGCUUUUGCUUUGCAGAACUCUAAUCAUGCUUAGUUUAAAAGAUAACGAAAAACCAAUCACAACUGAUCGUUGCAUGAGCACACCAGCAAACACACGAAUCUACUGUGUGACAUGAUAUAUGCUACCAUUGGCUUCUGGGUACCUCCACCAUCCUGCGAUUGGUUGUUGGAGGCGGCCGAGGCGUGGGAGUGUUCGCACAUGAGAGUGUUAAACAUUUCUCUUUGCACCGGCUGAGUAAAUGUUUCAUCCGUGACUGUGUUUGGAAAGAGGGAGCAGCAUCUACGGAUUCUACGGGAUCUCGAUGCUUAAUGAGCCAACAACUGAGACUGAGACAACAAUUUUAACCAGAAUAUUUUUUUUAAAAAAAUGUGCAGGAAUAAGCAUAUGUCGUGUGAAAGCUCUGGAUAUUACCUUUGGACCAAAUGUUUCCUUCACUGAUUAUUUUGAAGCACUCAAACUAUUCUGCUCAGCUCUGGAGACACACUGGAAAAGACCUGGGGCUGGGAGUAGGAUGUUACUAGCGUCUGCUGUUGUGGUAUGGGAAUGGCUGAACGAACACGGACGCUGGCGGCCCUACAGCCCGGCUGUCUGUCAUCACAUCGAGGCAGUUAUCCGGAGCGACCCGCGGUGUGGUAGCGUCGUUCUCGGCCAGGUGGACUCUCGCCUCUCGCCCUACAUCAUCGAUUUGCAGUCCAUGCACCAGUUCAGACAGGACACAGGUACCCUUCGACCGGUACGACGUAGCUUUUACGACCCAACAUCAGCCCCAGGCCAGGGCUGGUUGUGGGAGUGGGAGAACGACGUUGGUAGUUGGACCGCCUACGACACGGACGUUGGCAUUGCCAUCCAGGCGGCACGAGAUCGUCAGCAGCCCUGGCUGGACCUGGCACCGCUGGGUUUCUGCUACCUCAUCGACUUUGAAAAUAUGACACAAAUCAACGGGCAGACGCAACGCUGCCGGCGCAUCCAGCGCCGCUCUGACCUGGCUUACCCAAUGGUGUCUGGGCCCUUACCGAAGUCUCAUCAUGCCUGGGGGCCCACAUCAAUACCCAGCCACGGAGGACUUCUUAGUAUGGAUGGGUCUGGGGUUGGUAUGGGACUCAGAAUGGGUGGCAGUGGGACCGGAAAUGGGAGCGCAUACCCCAGCGGAGCACUUCCUGCUUCAGCCAUCACCUCUCUGGGACAGCCCUGUGCCUGUCAGCAGUGUAUGUUAGUGCUGAGCGUCAAAGCUGGCACUAUGUCAGCGGCACACACUUUGGGUCGAAGACCCCCACAGACCAAACCUCCCAGUCCGAAAAUUAACACUCACUCUUUUUCUGGAGGUUCUUAUUCUCUGACUCUCCCUCGUCCACCUUCACUGUCUCGAUCACUGUCCCCAAACAGGACGUCUAUAAUGGGGGCCAUGGGUGGCUACGGUGUUGGUGGUCCUGGAGGUGUGAGCAUCGUCGGUGGGAGCAGUGUUGGCAGUCAUAACCUUGGCUUUGGAGGUGGUUUCGCUAACUCCUACUCGCUCCUUAACUCAGCCACUGCAGCACUUUCUCUCUCCUCCACCCGCCCCCCUCCUCCACCUCUCCCGCCCCCACCUCCGCCUCCUCCUCCACCUGCCACCUCGUCCUCAUCGGUCGCCACCUCUCCACCUCACCCCUGCGCCUCCUCUUCCUCUGUCUCUGUUUCCUGUUCUGCCUCCACAGCACCCACCCUGGUCCCUCCUCUGAUCUCCACAGCGGCCUCCACCUGCACGCCUUCGCCUUCUGCCCGUGUCCUGGGUCCUGUGUCUUCUUCAGCUGGUAGCAGUGCUGCAGGUGCUGCCUGCGCUGCACCUCUGCCGCCCCGCUCUAGCCUAGCAGGGCUGAGCCGACCUGCACUGCAGCGCAUCGCCAUGGCCCAGUCACGUGCCCUCAUCGCCUCUGGAGUGCCAACGGUUCCAGUGAAGAACCUGAAUGGUUCUAGUCCUGUGCACCCUGCACUAGCAGGUAUUACAGGCAUCCUGAUGAGUGCUGCAGGUCUUCCUGUGUGCCUCACCCGCCCGCCCAAGCUGGUGCUUCAUCCUCCACCUGUCAGCAAGAGUGACAUCAAGCCUGUUCCCGGUCUGGGUCAUUGCUGCCGCAAGACCACCAAGAAGCAGGCUCGUAAAGGUAAAACCCCUGAAGAUGUGGUGAAACGUUACCUUCAAAAAGUUCGAAAUCCUCCAGAAGAGGACUGCACCAUCUGUAUGGAGGCCUUGGCAGGACCUUCAGGCUACAAGGGUCCCGGCGUGGGUGGUAUCUCUCGGGCUGAGUCUGUCGGCCGCCUGGCACAGUGUGGACACCAGUACCACCUCCAGUGCCUCGUUGCCAUGUACAAUAACGGCAACAAAGACGGCAGCCUGCAGUGUCCGACCUGCAAAACAAUUUAUGGAGUGAAGACCGGCAACCAGCCCCCUGGAAAGAUGGAGUACCACGUCAUCCCGCACUCGCUGCCUGGUCACCCUGACUGCAAGACCAUCCGCCUCAUUUACAACAUCCCACCUGGCAUCCAGGGCCCAGAACAUCCAAAUCCAGGCAAACCCUUCACCGCCCGUGGGUUCCCCAGGCACUGCUACCUCCCUGACAGUGAGAAAGGACGCAAGGUUCUAAGGCUGCUCCUGGUAGCCUGGGACCGCAGACUCAUUUUUUCCGUGGGCACGUCGAGCACCACUGGAGAGUCUGAUACUGUCAUCUGGAACGAGGUGCACCACAAGACAGAGUUUGGCUCAAAUCUAACUGGGCAUGGAUACCCUGACCUGGGACACUUGGACAAUGUCCUGGAGGAGCUCAAGGCUCAGGGCAUCACAGAAGAAGAGUGUCUUUCCAGGGACUGAGAAUCUUUCAAGAGAAUUAAAAUUUCUCUGGAGUCCGAAGGAGAAAUAACCAAUUAUAAUUCAACAGAGGAAAGACGGGGGAUUUAGAGGAGAUGGUAGAAAGUCCUCAGUGGACCUCUGUAGAAGACCUUUUGGGAAGAGUUUCCUCUCGUGAUGCAGUAACAUUGUCAGAAACCACAGACAUUAUUCAGAACAACAUUCGCAGCCACUGUGCACGUUUGAGUCAGUGUUAGAUUUAAAGAACAAACUCAUUUCUGCUCUGAGAGUCAGAGUGGAACCGUGUCAGUGUGAAUGAACUGAAGACUUGAUCACUGCUGCUGAACUGAAACAAGGUGAAAAAGAAAUUACAAUGAGUAGGAACUGUUCAAACUGUCGGUCCACGAGCAGAAAAAAAAGAGUUUUACAGAAAAUAUUUCAAGUUAAAAACUGGAUUUCUGAGCAUGGAUAUUUUCCGACCUCUAGUGGUGAAUUGUCAGAACUACAUUCCGGUUUUUAUUUCUAUCUUCUAUUACUGUGUAGUGCACAUGUGGAUACACGAUAAAUCAUAUGGACUUUUUGUCAUGUUUUUAUAUUUUAAUUUUAUACAGCUUAAUUUUGGGGAGGGGGCACGAACACAGAUGUUGUCUGACCUACAGCAGCUCAUUUCUUUUAAAACUACGUAUUCACAAUAUUUUGUAGUUAAAAUUCCUUUAUUGCACAUUUAUUAGCUCUCUGUUAUUGUGUCUGCGUUAUAAAAGACUACUGGGUUGGAGUACCAUAAAUACCCUGAGAGCUUAGAUUGAACCUCAAGUCUGAGGCAGAAUUGCACUGCGAGGGAAUACAUGGUUCGUAUCUACUGUAUCUGUGUAAGAGACACACACACACACCAGCCUCAAAUGCUGUCAUGACAUUACAAAAGGUGUCACAUGGGUGUGUUGUUUGUGUGUGUGUGUGUGUGUGUGUGUCAUAUAUAGUGUUUUUCAUUAGAAACUGUAAAACUCCUUGUUGUGUGGAUGCAGUUUCAGCCAAACAUGGUACAGUCUGUGUGCUCUGGGCCAUUUGGUAUUAAAGGAGGUACAACAGUAUGUGUUGACAUACUAAUGUAGGCCAGCAUUAACAGCAUUUAUACUUUCAAAUAUAUUAUGUAUGCACUGUACUGUACGUUUGUGUUUUCGUGCACAAAUUUACAUUAAACAUUUUUCUAAGGUUCAAACAAACUGGGGCUUCACUGCCAGGUUUUCUUCUUUAAGUCAUGUUGACUUGAAAAUUGAUUGAUUGAUUUUUUUUAAUUUAAAUUUUCAACCGACUUUUUUAUUUUAAAAAAGCAAAUUACAGCCCUUUAGUGGUUUACGCUCACAUUGACACCUUCAGCCACUACAGAGUCUGUGCUUAAGUCCUUCCUAAUCUGCACACUUUAAGGCAUCAAUGGGAAACGGGAAGAUAACACGUAAACAGGAAUACUGUGCAAAGCCAUUUGUCCCGUCAAGGACAUAGAGGACAAGACAGGACAAAAUGACCAUUUGAGGCAACCACACAAACCACUACUUUUUAAUCAAUAUACCACUGCUUUAUAUGAAUAUAGUCAGUAUAUACCUUUGCCCAGUUGUUGACAUUGCAGAAGUGUCAC